Cavia porcellus (domestic guinea pig) is the source of this 6672-nucleotide messenger RNA. RefSeq names its product prostaglandin F2 receptor inhibitor (gene Ptgfrn). The coding region runs from base 806 to 3442 and encodes 878 amino acids. The transcript has 9 exons. Lineage: Eukaryota; Metazoa; Chordata; Mammalia; Rodentia; Caviidae. The record is from RefSeq and is a predicted model, not a curated record. Gene Ontology annotation, cellular component: membrane.
UACAGGGUGCGAAGGGCGGCCGGGCAGAUUCCCCUUCUCCGAGUCCUUGAGCAAACACCCAGGCCUGUGCCAUAGACGGGUUUGGCCCGCGGCCCUCCAAGCCUUCCCAGCUUUUUCAGUCCUUUCUGAACAAUUGCUAGCGAGGGCCCCACGGCUGCCAGUUGGGGUGCUGAGCUCGGCAGCAGGGCAGACGUGCGUGAGGGUUCCUGGGUGGGGCACAGCAGGCACGCGAGGGGGGCUGCAAAGUGCAGGCACGCGCGGCGUCCCAGGACAGGGCCAGAGCGGUGCGAUUUCCAGACGUGGUCUCCAGGCCGCCUCUGGAGGCCGGAGCAAAGUUUCCAGCGGGCCCGGCCCGGAGGGGAAGGGCGGUGGGCUGGGGCGCCCCCUCCCCUUUAAGCGGGUGGCGCGGCACCUCCUCCGUUACCUGGCGGGGAGGGGCUUGGGAAAGUUUGUGUUUGUUGUUGGCGAAGCGCCGGAUGGGAGGCGCGGGCGGGCGGGCGGGCGCUGCGCGUCUUCCCUUUUGCUUUCGGGAAGCGGUCGGGGCCGCACGUUGGGAUCGGCGGGGCCGGCUCCGGGGCCAGCCGGCUGGCGGAGGAGGGCGGGGAGGAGCGGGCGGGCGCGAGCGGAGCCCGGGGCGCACGUACGCCCCGGCGCUGGGAUUUCUCUGCUCGCGAGGAGCGCGGAGCAGGCGCGCGGCCCAGUGGAGGAGCGCGGACUCUGGAGCAGCCGGAGCUGGAGGAGGAGGAGGAGGAGAGGCGGCGGGGAAGGAGGAGGAGGAGGGGGGCAGCCGCUCCCGCCGGCGAGCAUGGGGCGCCUGGCGCCGAGGCCGCUGCUCCUGGCGCUCCUGUGGCUUGCUCUUUGUCGGGGACGUGUGGUAAGAGUCCCUGCAGGAACUCUUGUCCGAGUGGUAGGUACCGAGCUGGUCAUCCCCUGCAAUGUCAGCGACUACGAUGGCCCCAGUGAACAAAACUUCGACUGGAGCUUCUCAUCUUCAGGGAGCAGCUUCGUGGAGCUUGCAAGUACCUGGGAGGCGAGCUUCCCAACUCAGCUGUACCAGGAGCGGCUACAGAGAGGCGAGAUCCUGUUAAGGCGAACUGCCAACGAUGCUGUGGAGUUGCACAUAAAGAAUGUGCAACCCUCAGACCAGGGCCAUUAUAAGUGUUCAACCCCCAGCACAGAUGCCACUGUCCAGGGCAACUAUGAAGAUACGGUGCAGGUUAAAGUGCUGGCCGAUGCCCUGCACGUGGGCCCCAGCGCCCGGCCGCCCCCCAGCCUGACCCUGCGCGAGGGAGAGCCCUUCGAGGUGCGCUGCGCUGCCUCCAGCAACUCGCCGCUGCACACACACCUGGCGCUCCUGUGGGAGCUGCACCGCGGGCCCUCUCGCAGGGCCGUCAUCACCCUUAACCACGAGGGCAGGUUCCGCCCAGGCCCCGGCUACGAGCAGCGCUACCACAGCGGAGACGUGCGCCUGGACACGGCGGGCAGCGAUGCCUACCGCCUCUCUGUGGCCCACGCACUGUCCGCCGACCAGGGCUCCUACCGGUGUGUGGUCAGUGAGUGGAUCGCAGAGCAGGGUUACUGGCAAGAGAUUCAAGAAAAGGCCGUGGAAGUUGCUACGGUGGUGAUCCAGCCCACAGUUCUGCGAAUAGCUGUGACUACAAACGUGUCUGUGGCUGAAGGAAAGGAGCUCGACCUGUCCUGCAACAUCACCACAGACCGUGUGGAUGACAUCCGGCCCGAGCUGACGUGGUACUUCAGCAGGAUGCCUGACAGCACCUUGCCUGCCCGCCAUGUAUUGGCACGACUGGACCGUGACUCCCUGGUACACAGCUCACCUCACAUUGCUCUGAGUCAUGUGGAUGCACGCUCGUACCACUUACUGGUUCGAGAUGUUAGCAAGGAAAAUGCUGGCUACUAUUUCUGCCAUGUGGCACUCUGGACACCAGGAUACAACCGGAGCUGGCACAAAGUGGCUGAGGCCAUGUCUUCCCCAGCCAGUGUGGGUGUGACGUGGCUAGAACCGGACUAUCAGGUGUACCUGAAUGCUUCUAAGACCCCUGGGUUUUCAGACGACCCCACUGAACUGGAAUGCCGGGUAGUGGACAUGAAGAACACGCAGGCAAGUGUCCGUUUUACCGUGUCGUGGUACUACAGAGUGAACCGGCGCAAUGACGGUGUGGUGAUCAGUGAGCUUCUCGCAGUCAUGGACGGGGACUGGACACUGAGAUACGGAGAGAGGAGCAAGCAACGGGCCCAAGAUGGAGAGUUUAUUUUUUCUAAGGAGCGCACAGACACAUUCAAUUUUCGGAUCCAAAGGACUACAGAGGAGGACAGAGGCAAUUACUACUGUGUGGUAUCUGCAUGGACCAAACAGCGGAACAAUAGCUGGGUGAAAAGCAAAGAUGUUGUCUCCAAACCUGUCAGUAUAUUUUGGGCAUCAGAAGAUUCCAUGCUUGUGGUGAAGGCAAGGCAGCCGAAGCCUGUCUUUGCUGCAGGGAAUACAUUUGAGAUGACUUGCAAAAUAUCUUCCAAGAAUAUUAAGUCACCACGCUACUCUGUUCUCAUCAUGGCUGAGAAACCUGUUGGGGACUUCUCCAGUCCCAAUGAAACGAAGUCCAUCAUCUCCCUGGACCAGGAUGCUAUCGUGAAGCUGGAGAAUUGGACAGAUGCUUCACGGGUAGAUGGUGUUGUGUUAGAGAAAGUCCAGGAAGAUGAAUUUCGCUAUCGAAUGUACCAAACUCAGGUGUCAGAUGCAGGGCUGUACCGUUGCAUGGUAACAGCUUGGUCACCUGUCAGGGGCAACCUGUGGCGGGAAGCAGCAACCAGUCUCUCCAAUCCUAUUGAGAUCGAUUUCCAGACCUCGGGUCCCAUAUUUAACGCCUCUGUGCAUUCAGACACACCAUCGGUCACCCGGGGAGAUCUAAUCAAAUUGGUCUGCAAUAUCACUGUCGAAGGAGCACUGGAUCCAGAUAAUAUGGCCUUUGAUGUGAGUUGGUUUGCGGUGCACUCCUUUGGUUUGGAUAAGGAUCCUGUCCUCCUGUCCUCCUUGGAUCGGAAGGGGAUUGUGACCACUAGCCGGAGGGACUGGAAGAGUGACCUUAGCCUGGAACGUGUGAGUGGGCUGGAGUUUCUGUUGCAAGUACAUGGCUCCGAGGAACAGGACUUUGGAAACUACUAUUGUGCCGUGACUCCGUGGGUGAAGUCCCCAACAGGCUCCUGGCAGAAGGAGACAGAGAUCCUCUCCAAGCCCAUCUUUAUAACUGUGAAGAUGGAUGUGCUGAAUGCCUUCAAGUACCCGCUGCUGAUCGGUGUGGGUCUUUCCACGGUCAUCGGGCUCCUGUCCUGCCUCAUUGGAUACUGCAGCUCACACUGGUGCUGUAAGAAGGAGGUGCAGGAGACACGGCGGGAGCGCCGGCGGCUCAUGUCGAUGGAGAUGGACUAGGCGGCGGCCACAGGGAGGGACAGAGGAUGUUCUGGGACGGUGGGGGUGAGAAGAGGACAGUGAUACUUUAAAAGGAAGUGUGUUACACUAAACCAGUCCUCUCUAAUCUCAGGUGGGACUUGGCGCUCACUCUUUUCUGCAUGUCAAGUUCUGAGCGCGGACAUGUUUACCAGCACACAGCUCUUCUACCCACAGCACUUUGAUGUAUAACAAUUGAGUGUGUGUUUUCCCAGCUGCAGCUUUUUAACGCUUAACCUUCGUCUGAUUUUUUCCCCUACUGGCUUAUAGAUCCUCUGACUUGAGUGUGUUGAUCACUUUUGUUGCGCGGGCUUGUGGUGAGGAAGGGGUAAUGGCGUUCAGAGUUCUUUAUCCUGGGUGAGAUUGUGCCGGCCCAUGGUAGGGGCUCACCUGGGGAGAGCUGCUGUGACUCUCCCCCAGGUGAGAGGUGACACAGACUGUGCCAAAGGCUGGUUUGUGAUCUUAACUACCCUACUCCAUCCCCUAUUUCCAGGCGUUUAGACUACAUUUGAAAUCUAAACUUGGAGUAUGUAACUUCUCAUUGAGCCCAGAUGCAUUUUUUUCUUCUCUGCCCCUCUUCCAUUUCUUUUGCAUCGUUUUCUGUAAGCGUGCUGAUAGGGCAGCCCUGGAAUCUGGAAUCUGGCUUUCCACCAAGCACCUUAUCUUGCCACCUUCGCCUUAAGAGUGAAUAUGAAGACUAUAAAUACACGGCCACCUCUGUCCAGGGCAGUUAGAAGUUCUAUGAAGAAGAGGAAGUAGGGGACCAGAAGGGAACAGACAUUCUCUCAAAGGAUCUGCAACUGCGGAGCCUCAGGGCCCCCAAUGAGAGAGGGGAGGUUAGGGUUAUGCAGCCCGAGCCAGGAGGUCAGUGGAUUCCGGGCGAUGCUAGGCUGAAGAAGCCCCUCCAUCCCCUCUUCUGCCCUUCAUGAGGCAAAGGUGUUGGCCACUAAGGAACUUGCAGGGGACCCUCAGAAACGCCAUGUCCUUCACACGUCACUUGACUUCCUUCACGUGAAGGCAAAUUGCUGCUUGCAAGAUUGACUGACUUCAAGGGCUCUGAAAUUGCCUGGAGGAGUCGUGUAUUUUCUGUGACCUUUUCAGUCCUUCAAGUCUUUUUAAGAUCCUCUGCAGGGGGCUAGUGAGAGAGGGUAUAUUUGUGGUGUGUUUGCUUUCCUGUUAGGAAACCCAGCAAUUUACUGUCACGUGAAAGGCUUGUAAAGUAGGGUUGCGAGCAGUCCCUUUGCCUGACUGCUCCCAUCAGGAGGAGACAGAAGAGAUUUUCUAGGUCCCCAGUUUCUUCCGCACUAGCAGCGUGCCCCUCUAUGCCCCAGCUCCCUGAAGUGUCUCACGUCCCACACUGCACUGGCCUUGCAGAAACAUCCCAGUAGGGUUUCCUGAGGCUCCCCGUAACUCCUGCCCUAAUUGCAAUCCCUCUGUGCUUUUAUCCUGGCUCUAAAGGAUCUAAUACUGCUCUGUCUUCCAAAGGAGAAAAAGAUUCGUUUGUUUUGAGCAAUAAAGUAAUACAAAAUGAUAGCCAUUCAUGUGCGGCUCUUUGUCACUGUGGGCUGAUGAGCCAAGCUCCUCCCUGUUCUCCAUCUCCUUUCCUUCCCCUCUCUCUGCUGCCUAUGACUGGGUCUCUGCUUAUCACUGAGUCAAUCCCAGAGGCAGACUUCUAACUAGUUUUCCCAUUUUUUUUCUUUUUUUGCCCACAAUGGGGACCAUUGCUGUAAUAGAAAUACUAGAUUCUGUGCUGAUGGUCGCAGUAUAGUUGGGUUCCAGAACUCAAGUGUGGUGGGAAAACAGGCAGCAGGUAUGCCCAACCCCAGUGAGAGACUGGAGGAAACAGACUUCGGUGGCAGUAGACUUGGGUAUUUUCUAUGUGUUAUUGGCUAUGUGUGCUAUUUCAGAGAGGGUGGGACACAGAUGAUUGUUCAAACAGGAGUUAGAGCAGCAGGUGUUGUAUUAGCAGCAGCCGGUGCCCUAGAACUCUUACAGUUACCAAAUGAAGAUCGGAAAUUGUUAUACCCCAGGUCCUUUUUAGUAAGAGGAAGAAGUACUUAGCUUUGGACAGGAUCGGGUGCAUCACACGAGACACAUGGUGGUGGUCAAAGGGCCAUGUGGUCACAUGUUGUACCUUUUCCUUUCAAAUGGAUGGUGCAGUUCAAGGCUGAAUUGUUAUAGCACUGACUCCCACAUAUCCCUGCUCCAUCCUCAAGUCAUCUGGGGGCAGGGAGAGGGGGUGUAAAUCCCAGGACAUCGCACCAAGGACUUAGUUCCUUCCAGGGACAUAAACUUGCUUGGGAUGUGUGUCUGUUUUAAAUGUGAGGUGCGCUCUUGUACCAAAUAGGGCUUCCCACAAAGUGCUCUUCUGGGAGAGGCUGCUGCCAGCAGCACGGGCGUGUGUGAAGGAGUGACUGAGCCUGGUCUCACAUGGAUGAAAUUGCACUUCUUGACAAAAAGAAACUAUGGAAGGUUGGGUUUUUUCCUAAUCAAAAGGUGUAUCCAGAAAGAGCCGAAGCUAUAUUCAGAUAGAAGCCUCAAAAUUACUUUAGAUUGUUUACUUUAUGAUGUUUACAUACAUGUUUCACUUUUUAAAAAUAAAAGAAAGAUGCAAACUCUGGCUUUUUAAGAACUUUUCAGAUUUUUCAUGGGACAAUGGAACUCUGACUCACCAGCUGAACUAAUUCUUCAUUUAGAGGUGUAUUUAUGUGUGUGUUUCCCUCCUUCCAGCUGUGCGGCUCCCUCCUGCCCAGAUCUGUGUUUCUUUCCCUGGUGGCUCUUGCCUCUCGCUUUGCAGACUCCCUGUAGCCAUGAUUUUGUCACUGACAUCUGUGAGCCAAAGACUGAGCCUUUCUGGCAGGAACAAUAAGCAAUACUACACAACUUGCCACAUUCAGAAAAUUUUUUUUCGCUUCCCUGAUGACAGCAGAGGAAAAAGGGAACUGGGAUUUGGGUAAGUUCUCCUCCGCUGUUGGACCACAUUCUCAGUGAUAGAUACAUGUGCAGAUCACUAGGAGAACAGGUUGGCUUUCUUUCUUUUUAGUGUGGCACAUAAGGAUCUGCAAGAUUUUCAGUAGACAAAGAAAAGGUCCUAUGUAUUUUUGUCCAUAUCCAAUGUUAUAUGAACUAAUUGUAUUGUUUUAUACUGUGACCACAAAUAUUAUGCAAUGCACCAUUUGUUUUUUAUUUCAUUAAAGGAUGUUUAAUUUAAA